Molecule: messenger RNA, 541 nt
Organism: Odocoileus virginianus texanus
Lineage: Eukaryota; Metazoa; Chordata; Mammalia; Artiodactyla; Cervidae
Gene: IAPP
Product: islet amyloid polypeptide
Cellular component (GO): extracellular region
Molecular function (GO): hormone activity
Source: RefSeq, a predicted model, not a curated record
AUGGGCAUUUUGAAGCUGCCAGUGGUUCUCAUUGUGCUCUUUGUUGCAUUAAACCAUCUCGAAGGCGGUGGUAAACCCACUGAAAGUCGUCAGAUGGAAAAGCGGAAGUGCCGCGCUGCCACUUGCGCGACUCAACGCCUGGUCAGUUUUUUAGCUCCAUCCGGCAACAAGCUUGGCGCCAUUUUCUCACCUAUGAAGGUGGGAUCCAGUGCGUAUGGCAAGAGGAAAAAAGUUGAGAUCUCAAAGAAAGAACCAUUGAAUUACCCAUUUAGAGGUCAGUCUCCUCUACAGCUCUUAUUGCUUUAAUGUAUUAUGUAACUAUUCCAGUGAUUUCCUUUGUUAUUUAACAGUAGCUCUUUCGUUACUAGAAUGAAUAUAUGAAUCUCUGCCUCCCAUGUUUGUUGUUAACGCAUAUAAAAUGCCAUGUUAAGAAUUGCUUAAAUUAAUACUGAUUAAGAUCCCAUAAUAAAAAGGCUGUGUCUUUAAAACUGAAAUAUUCUUGCUGUAGUGUUUAUUUUUUAAAUACUUUUUAAAAGUUGUU